AGUAAUGUAGUGUGGGCGUAGUAUAUUAAUUAGGGAUAGUUAGGGGAUGAAUAUUGGGUGUAGAGGAGAGAGGAUGAAGGGAAGCAACAAGAAGAAGACGGAGCAGGAGAAGAGAGACGAUGAAGUUGAAGAACUGUUGCAAGCAGCGCAAGAUCAAAUCCUCUUAAAUCUCUCUCACUCUCACAUCGCACGUGCUUCUCCUUCUCCUUCUCCUUCUCCUUCUCCUUCCGCUAAUACCGAUCUGGACCUGGACCUGGAGCGUCGAUUCCAGGCCCUCAAAAUGAAAGCCCAAUCCAUUUCUCCUCCUCAGCCUCAGCAACACGAUCUCUCCGCCAGAUUCGAUGCUCUCAAAGCCAAAUCAUCACCUUCUGCCGCCCCAACAACCGUCACUAUCACACCAUCCGAUUCCGCCACCGGCUACCACCAAGAAGAAGAAAGCGAAGAUGAAGAGACUCAAGUUCAGAAACUCAUCCAGUGGGCUAAGGAUGCUGCGCGUCUCGAUCCUUCUCCGCCCUCUGAUGACGACUCUGAUAUCUAGAAACCUAUCCAAUCCGAUUCAUUGAAUUGCUAUGUUACUGUGCGAAUUCGUAUAUACAAAUGUUACUGUUACUAUGUUACGUUCAAGUUAGUUAGAUACUUGGAUACUUAGGUUUAACCGCAUCUCUCUCAUUUGCUUUCAGUUACUUUGUUAGAUUCGUUAAAAUUCGUUACUUGCUGUAUAUAAACUAAUACUUCACCGAUGAGAUAAAAUACCAUUUGGGUAUUUGAAAUUGUA
Molecule: messenger RNA, 775 nt
Organism: Cajanus cajan (pigeon pea)
Lineage: Eukaryota; Viridiplantae; Streptophyta; Magnoliopsida; Fabales; Fabaceae
Source: RefSeq, a predicted model, not a curated record